GCGGCGGCGGCGGCAGCGUUGGAUCGGCUCGUUGUUGCGGUCGGAUCGGGAGUUUUUCUUUUCCUCGGUGCGCUCUGCUCUUGUGCGCUCCUGGACGCGGAGGAAUUGGGGAGCAUGACCAUGGGGUCAUCAUCACCACCACCACCACCACCAUCAUCCUCAACUGCAUCAGCACCACCACACUCUACUUUGUUCUCGACAGCGCCGGAUCACGAGGAGAGCGCGCUGAAAUAAAGCUCUUGGCGGUGGGCUUUUGUCGUCGAUUUCCAUUCCGGGAAACUUUUUUUUUUUUCUUUUUACCCUCAAUUAUUUACCACAAAGCGUGCGGAAUGGAGAUCCCAACUUUCCUUCUGCCGAGUCUUGGGCUGCUCUUCAUUGGAGGGGAUAUUUUCACCUGGGCCAUGCUGAGUGACAUUGGGGACUAUGUAGGUAAAGAUAUUCAAAUAUCCUGGUUACCUAACCUGGAUGAGUUAAUGAAGGGCUAUGCCAGAAAUUUUCGCCCUGGGAUAGGAGGUCCACCAGUGAACGUGUCCAUGGCCAUUGAGGUGGCCAGCAUUGACCACAUCUCCGAAGCCAACAUGGAUUACACCAUGACCGUGUACCUGCGGCAGAGCUGGCACGAUGACCGCCUGUCCUUCAAUCACACUAACAAGACGCUGGGGUUGGACAGUCGAUUCGUGGACAAGCUGUGGGUGCCCGACACCUUCAUCGUCAACGCCAAAUCUGCUUGGUUCCACGAUGUCACCGUGGAGAACAAGCUGAUCCGCCUUCAGCCCAACGGAGUCAUUCUAUACAGCAGCCGAAUCACGUCAACGGUGGCGUGUGAUAUGGACCUGACCAAGUAUCCCAUGGAUGAACAGGAGUGUAUGCUGGACCUGGAGAGCUAUGGCUACUCCUCAGAGGACAUUGUGUACCACUGGUCAGAGAGUCAGAAACACAUCCACGGCCUGGACAAACUGGAGCUCUCCCAGUUCACCAUCACAGACUAUCGCUUUGUCACUGAGAUGAUGAACUUCAAAUCUGCGGGACGAUUUCCGAGGCUCAGCCUCCGCUUCGAGCUGAGACGUAAUCGAGGCGUCUACAUCAUCCAGUCAUACAUGCCUUCCAUUUUACUGGUCGCCAUGUCCUGGGUGUCCUUCUGGAUCAGCCAAACAGCAGUCCCUGCUCGUGUAUCCUUAGGGAUCACAACCGUGCUCACCAUGACCACGCUGAUGGUAAGCGCCCGCUCCUCCCUGCCUCGGGCGUCAGCCAUCAAGGCGUUAGACGUUUACUUCUGGAUCUGCUACGUGUUUGUGUUCGCGGCACUCAUCGAGUACGCCUUCGCUCACUACAACGCUGACUACAGGCUCAAAGAGAAGGCCAAGGUGAAGGCCAACAAGCUCAGCUCUGAGUCCAUUGUAAAGAACGGCAAACAGGCCAUGGUUCUGUUUUCCCUGUCGGUCACCGGCAUGAACCAGGGCGUGAUGAUUUCCAACCGCCACGGGCAGCCCCAGCGCUCCAGCAGCGAAAUCCCCGGGGAGGGCGGCAGCGAGGAGGCCGAGCCGAGGAGGAGAAGGUCCAGGCAGCCGGAGGAGUGCACGGAGGAGAAGAACUGCUGUUCCAAGUGCGUGUGUAAGCCCAUUGAUGCCGACACCAUCGACAUCUACGCUAGGGCCGUGUUCCCUUUCACUUUCGCCGUGGUGAACGUGAUCUACUGGGUGGCGUACACCAUGUGAAGAGGAGGCAGCAGGUCUGUGCGAAUAGCUGCCAGCCAGGGCUGCAUAUAAGAAACUGCUGGAGUUGUGCCACUUCGAUGCUGGCAGACUGGUGCAGUGGAAAUAUACUGCAGGACUCAGUUAAAAAUAAAUAAAUAAGUAAAUGAAUACUUCAGACGAAAGGAAGUGCUAUGGCCUGUGAAUAUGGAAAUAUGGUAGUAACGGAGGUGGUUAUGAGUUUAAAAAGUGUUAACAGGACUUCAUAUAUUUAAAUAAAAAUACAGAAAAGUGCUGUAUAAACGCAAAGGACUGUGUUGCCUGUUGAGGAGGAUCACAAACAGUGAGCACAGUUUAGCCAACAAUCCACCAGAUCUCCACAUGUCAUGCUGUUAAACGAACUCAACACUGGACACCAAAACCACAUAUUGUGCUCGAACGCCUGCAGCACUGACCACAAGCGCACUUCUUGCGAACACAAAUAAGCAUAGUCGGCUUAACUAACUCAAAAGCAACAAUCUGGAGCGAACCGCCUGUUAUCUCGAAAAGCAAAAAGCGCCGCCCAAACCAGAAGGAUAACAAGAUGAGGUGUCCUACUAUUCUGCAUGGCUGAUAACUCACUCACCCUCCUCCCGCACCAUCGCCACCCUCCCUCUCUUCCUCUCCCGCCUUUGGUCCUCCACCCAUUUUCUUUUCAAUUCAUUUUUCGUUCAGGACACCGUCUGGGGUGUCUUAUCUCCUUCUGCCAGUUCUGCCUUUUUCCUCACCAUUAAAGGACUUCCUCCAUGACAGUACCUGUGUGUGUGUCUCUCUCUCUCUUUGUCCUGCUUCAAAUGGUCACUUGAAUCUAAAAUCCAAAACGGUUGUUGGGUGUGAUUAAAAGAAAAGAAAUGCUGAAAUCCCUUGUGGGAGAUGAAAAAUUUGUCAAUGCAAAAAAAGUUGCCGCCAACAAGAAGGCUCUAAUUUGAGGGAUAAUGAAUAAAUGACUGUAAGUAUGUCAAAUCUUGAGAGAGGUCAAGAUUUGUGCUCUUAUGAGUAAUUUUAGACUCUUGUCUGUCCUUUGUAUGAACUUGGAAAUUGAUUUGGGGAAAGUUAUGGAUGAGAAAGCACUGCAGCUUCACAGUCAAAGAAUGACCUAGUUUUCCUAUUACAUUCAACAUCACAGUAUUGCCUUUAUGAUAAUCGCUGCGCUCUCAGGUGUCUUGUCUUACCGCAUUCAAAUUUUGAUCCAAUUAGAAGAUAUUGUAUAAUACAUCUUAAAAAAAGUUUGAAAGUCUAACGCUACAUCAACCAAAUAUGUGGGUGUUAUGCUAUUUUAAGAAGCUUACCUAUUAUAGAGCUAAAGUUUAGUAUGAGGAGGAACCAUAAAGCAGCCAACAUGUAGAGUUUCUCUGACAGCCAUGAAGAUAAAUGUCAUAGCAAACCGACCGUUAGAUUGUGUUAUUUCCUGUCUACAAGGGAACAUUUUAUUUACCUGAUGGUGUCUCUAGAGGAAAGGUCUCAGGGUCACCUAAAUCAUUAUAGGAUUCAUUCACUUGGGGACCAUUCAUAUUCACCAUAAAUGUCAUGGUUAGUUCUCACUAUAGUUUUUCUUGGACAUCGACAAAGGAAAAUCCUGACCUAACAAUGGGACUGUAGAAAAGGUCAGGGGCUCCACACAAAAAUAUCCCAACAAGAGUCUGAUGGCUGAAAAACAAGAAACUGCAAUACAGAAAUACAAAGAUGUGUCUGGGGACAUUUAGAAACACAUUACACAGUGUGUUCAAUUGUUUUGUUUUUCAACUGUAAAAUGUACCGCUCCUAUUUUGGUCACAACUCGUUAAUACCCACCUUUCUUAAAAUGUUUUUAAAUAAUUUAACUCUCCAAUAUCUGUGCAUUGCAAUAUGGUAAGGUUACGGUUUUGGGCAUAUGAUUGAUAACAUAACAAGUUGAUGAGGCAUGAACUCCAGUAUGCCUUGAACGUGCUACAUGCAGCCUACAUCUACCACCCAAAUAUGCACCCCCUUAUUUUCUGCCACUGCAAAUAAAUUAAUAGAAACCUGGCCAGUAUGUCUCAUUCACCGACAAUGCUCUUAAAAUGGGUUCAGACUGCACCAAAUUUGACAGUAUUUUAGUGGUCUAUGUCUAUUUGCAGCCAAUGUACUAAACGUAUAGAGGUGUUAGCUGGAGCUGUACAUAACAAAUGUGUGUGGAGUGUGUUGUGAUGAUGGGACAGCUCAGAGUCAGACCCUGACUGAUCUUAAAACUUCUCUCUGUAAUUUUUUCUCUCUCCACACCUCCCCCUUUUUUCUCGUCUCCGUAUGUUUGGACACUGGAGCCUGUAAACAUAUUUAUUGUUCCACUUUAGGAGUUUAGUGGAUUGAAGCUCCUGGACAGCAUCGGCCCAUGCAGCGUCCUCAUUCUGACGCAGUAGCCAUAACAACAAACUCCUAUAGUGACUGCUCAGGGGGGCAUCGGCAUCUCCAAUACCUCUUGUUGCUCCAUGUUUUUGUGCCACAUGUGUGCAGUGGCCAGGGAGCGAGGCUGUUAUCAGGGCAAACAGCGCAGAGGCAGUGCAGGCAUGGGUGGGAUCUGGGCAGGGCUGGGUGCUCUCUGAACAGGGAGCGCGACAGGCCGGCUUCUCCCAGGGAGAUAACUUUGUUCUGGGCCAGGAGAGAUGACAUCAUGACGGAUUGCGAUAAAGAUGUGGGCGCAGGGGGCAGGAAACGCUAUCUCCUACAAUGGCACCGAGGGGGACGGAGACACACACAUGCACUGGUGGGACACAACUACUGCUCACUGAUACUCUGCUCAAGUGGACUUGAACAGCAGUCACGCAUAGGAACACGCACGCGCGCGCACACACACACACACACACACACACACAAAUACAAAUGUCUACACAUCCAGUGGGUCUUGGAGGUGUCAUUUAAAAGUCAAAACAGGACAGACACAGACCGAGUCAGAGUGUGUGACUGUUCUGGUAUUGAGAUUUUCUACUGCUGCAGCAUCCGAGAACUUUUGGGAAAUACACCGAAGAAACUGAUCUCAAACAAUUUCCGCGAGGAGUCCAGCGUAUACUGUAGGUCUGUACUGCAUGCAACUGCACCAUACACAUAGCAUGAAUUCUCUUCAAGACAUAUACUAUACCUGUCAAAACAGACGUCAUAAAAAAAUUAUUUGUUAUUCCAACAUAAAGACAAGUCUUUAUAAAUGAAGACAAACUAAAUAUAUAAUAUGUACCUAUUUUAUUUAUUUAUUUAUUUAAUAUAGUAAGUACUGACACCAGCCACAUGCAUUUCUUUUCACUAACCUUUGCUUUUGGCUUGUUAGAAAGUGAGAAAGCUGUGACCCUUUAUGAAGGACUUACUAACGUUUCAUUGCUUCAUUCAUGCUAAAAAACAUGUAU
Messenger RNA from Anarrhichthys ocellatus (wolf-eel), 5080 nucleotides. RefSeq names its product gamma-aminobutyric acid type A receptor subunit delta (gene gabrd). NCBI's taxonomy places the organism in Eukaryota, Metazoa, Chordata, Actinopteri, Perciformes, Anarhichadidae. Gene Ontology annotation, cellular component: membrane. The record is from RefSeq and is a predicted model, not a curated record. The coding region runs from base 330 to 1715 and encodes 461 amino acids. The transcript is spliced from 9 exons. Gene Ontology annotation, molecular function: extracellular ligand-gated monoatomic ion channel activity; GABA-A receptor activity. Gene Ontology annotation, biological process: monoatomic ion transmembrane transport.